UUUAACAAAUAUAGUAAAAAUAUAUCCUGUUAGAAAGCCCAUCAAAUGGCUCUAAAUUAUAGAUAUGAUAUAGACCUACAACUUGGUUAACUUAGUUUUUACAGAUUGGGCGCCAAACUACGCUCAGUCGUUACAGUUUAUAACCAACCAGAUUGAUGUAACUGCAGGUCAGGUUUUAGUAGAUUAACAUGUUUUACGCACAUUUUGUGCUGGCCAAGAAAGGCCCCUUGGCCAAGAUUUGGUUGGCGGCACAUUGGGAUAAGAAGUUAACGAAGGCACAUGUGUUUGAAACCAAUAUAGAGAAGUCUGUUGAUGGUAUCCUGAAGCCAAAAGUGAAAAUGGCUCUUCGGACCUCUGGCCAUCUGCUACUGGGUGUUGUCAGGAUCUACUCUAGAAAAGCCAAGUAUCUCUUACAAGAUUGCAAUGAAGCAUUUGUCAAAAUCAAGUUGGCGUUCCGACCGGGCAUGGUGGAUCUGCCAGAAGAGCAUAGAGAAGCAGCCAUGAAUGCUAUCACUCUUCCAGAGGUUUUUCAUGACUUUGAUACAGCUAUGCCCGAAUUGAAUGAAGUGGAUAUUGAAGCUCAAUUUUCCCUGAAUCAGUCAAGGGCUGAGGAGAUUACUAUGCGAGAGGAUUAUGGCUCAUUGAAUCUGGUCACCCAUGAUGAUGGGUUUGGUGAUAUGGGAUUUGAUACUGAUAACCCUGAUAUUAUGAGAGAAGCCAUUGGUACUGAAGGAGGUUUGGAACAGAGUAACAUUUUAUUUGCUGAUGGCUCAUCCCUGUCCAUGCAAUUGGCUGGUAAAGAACCAGGUGUGCCAAGUACAAGUGCAAAUGGAGUGCCCUCAUUGGCUACUCCAGCUCAUGAACGUAGGAUGGAAGCAGCGCCACAUGGACCCAUGGAUGAUGGAUUUGGGGGAACCAUUGGUGAUGUGGGAGAUUUUGGACAUGCUGGUGGGCUUUUCGAGGGAGACCUCUUCGGCGAGGUUACGGCUAGCGGAGGUCCAGGUGGCGCGGGUUCAUCGCUGGCUGGCCUGCCCGGCCUAGCUACUUCAGCUCAGCCACAGUCGCUGCAGGCGGAGAUCGAGGCGGCGGGCGAGGCUGCGGUGGCGGCGGCGGACGCGCCCGACUCGGACGACGACAUGGGCGACCACUACGACGCCGGACACUCGCCGCAGCACAGCUGGGGUGGGUCCCCACCGCACGAGACGGCGGCUCACGCGGAAGAAGCAGCCGACCUGAUGCCGCCGCCGGCACUGCCGCGACCACCCUCAGUCAGGCCUAUGGAUGUGGACCCCACACCGGAAGAGGGCGUGUCCGCGGCGGAAGCUGCGACUGCGGCGACGGAGACCGCGCCGCCGGAAGCGGAAAUAGACCACGCGCCUCUGGACAACACCACGCUGCUGCAGAACGAGGAGGAGUCCUUCGCACUCGCGCCGGUUGACGCCACCGUGCUCAAGGGUAUAACAAAGGCGAAACGUAAACGUAAACUCAUAGUUGACGAAGUGAAGAACAUAUCUGGAGAAGAAAUGAAGAAUCAAUUAAGUAACACAUCGGAUAUCGUGACUACACUAGAUUUAGCGCCGCCUACGCGGCGACUGAUGCAUUGGAAAGAGACGGGCGGAGUGGAGAAACUGUUCACAUUACCAGCCAGGCCAAUACCGUCCCGGGUUCUGUUUAAGAAGUACCAGCGAAACAUGACGCUCCGAACCGAAGCUGAAGAAACGGAAGCUCGCUCCCCUGAACCAGAGGUGGCUCGUCGGCAGACGCGGAAACGGCGACAUGACGAGACAAUUCUACCACCAGAAACACCAGCGCCAGCAUCAGUUCCAGAAAUGGAACCACCUACACCAAUACCUCAGGAGUAUGAACCCUCAGUUGAAGCGGAGCGAGAAGCGGAGGCGGCCGCCGCAGAUCCUGCAUCACAUCCCUCGAUACUAAGUGGUAUGUUAAGCUCGCUGGGUCCACCACUGACGCCCGGUGUUCUGGGAUCGUUAACUCCUGGUAGUUUACUUCAAGGAGGGCUCACACCUGGAGGCCUGCAACAUGGUGCUAUGACGCCAGGUGGGUUGAGUCAUGGAGGAAUGACUCCAGCUGGCCUCCAACAUGGCGAUGGUCAACCAAUAGAUUUAGGGUUGGCAGGUAGCGGUAUGACGCCAGCCGGAUUACACCACGGAGGUAUGACCCCUGGCGACUUAACCGGCAUGGGUGGCAUGACGCCCGCGUUAGGUCUGGACAGCAUGACGCCGGGCGGCCUACAACAUGGCGGUCUCACACCCGGCGCCCUGCAUCAUGGUGGUAUGACACCAGGUGGUCUGGACCAUGGUGGUAUGACGCCAGGUGGUCUACAACACGGAGGUAUGACGCCUGCGGGUCUACAACACGGAGGUAUGACCCCGGUGGGCCUACAGCACGGCGGUAUGACCCCGGCGGGUCUACACCAUGGUGGAAUGACUCCAGGUGGAUUGCAGCAUGGUGAUAUGACUCCAUCGGGUGUACAGCAUGGGGCGUUGCUGCAGCACAGUAUGGAGCAGUUGCCGAUGAUGCCCCAACUGGGCGCUGGCGAGCAACUACAGCGCUCGCAGGUGCCCAUGGAGCCCCUCAUACCUCUCGACGAGCACGCCGACUAUCAGACUGGAAUGCAAAUGACAAAUUUAGGUUACGACGAUCAACAAGGUCAUCACAGUCCACCUCACGAUUACGACCUUCCACUUACACCAGAGAAUGCGGAUGAGGGCGAGCGUGAGGCGGGCGAAACAGACGAGCAGUUCGAGGAGCGAGUACUGAACAGACGCGCGGCACAACUCUUCGCCGUGAUGCGACCUAAACUAGCUGUCGACAUGCAGCUCUCCUUCGCAGAUUUAGCGCCCAGGCACAAUAAUAGGAAGCAGGUUGCACAAAAGUUCUACAGUUUACUUGUGCUCAAAAAACAUCAAGUGUUGAAACUCGAACAGCAUGAAACUUAUGGACCUAUUAUAAUUACCAAGGGCAACCAGUUUGAAACUGAAGCUAUUUAAGUAGGUGUGUAAGGACAGAAAGUUAUUUAUAUUAUUUGUAAUAUAAUAUAACUAGUGCCUUGUGAGCUUAGCGAUAGUGAGAUCGCCAUGCUCACAAAGUGCAAACAGAGAGAAAUAUCAAUAUUAGUUUAUGUGAGUAUGUGGUGUCUAGUUGUAAUGUUAUGGACUUACGGAACUAGGAUGAGCCAAAAAUAAUGUGUAAGUCGUCCUUUUGACUCGAGUUCAUUGAAACAUUAAUUCUUACUUUUAAAUUUUGGACCAAAUAAUGUUACGAGUGUUGAUCUCAUAAAACAGAUUGUAUUGUACUGUAAUAGUUUCGCCCCGUUUUAUUGUACUCGAAUCAAGAGUGAAUGUGCAGUUGUGAUUCAGAUGUUAUGUUCUAUUGAUGUGAAUAGUGGGGAAAUGCCUUAUUUUCGUUUGCUGUAGGCUAAGUAAGAUUAAAUAUGCACAGUUUUCCAUGUUAUGUACCAUAUUUAUUGUGCCCUACUACACCUCAAAGUCAAUAGAGCAUGGUUUAAAGAUCCCAUAUUUCAAGAUAGAGUAAAUAUUAUUAUUGUAAAGAUGUUAUCAUAAGUUUUUCAUUGUUUUAAAGUUUUCAGUAAUAGAGUGAAAUAAGUAUUACUAUAUUGUUGACCUACUUUUGAAACAGAAUUAUGUAAGCAUGUUUUUUGGUACUCAUGAUGUGUAGAAUAAAAUUAUGUUAUGACUUAUACAUAUUUAUAAAGUGUAUUUCUUCUCAAGGAAGUGUAGACAUUCAAUCUUAUUUUAUCGUGCCUUGGUACAUUUAUUUUAAUGUUUAUAAAUUAUGACAUUACACAAAAUUAUUGACAUGUAACAAGUAAUUGAGAUGAACAUUUAUUAACAACAAACAAAAUACUAUAGUUAUGUGAAAACAAGCCCUGCUAACUGAUACAGGAAGUAUGCCGUUAGCAGGACCAACGUCAUGUGUUUCGUCAAUUUUAAUUGGUGCUUUAUGGCACUUAUGUAGAAUUAAGAAACUAUUGUUAACAAAGUGCAAAUACACUCACAAAUAGAGAUAAUGUUUAAAACUUUUUUGUUUGUAAAAAUAUCCAAUCAUGGUAAUGAGAAAUAUACAAUGUAUUUUUAUUAUCACACUCAAAUGUGAAUAGCUGAAUAUAAUAUUGAAGACAUAUUGUAUUCGUAUUUCCAUUUCUGUGAAAACUUAGUGAUAAUUAGACACCAAAUAAGAAAUUCAAAAUUAUAAAAACAGCAAAAAUAUUUACUAGAUUUUUAUACAUGGCGCAUUGAA
Achroia grisella is the source of this 4281-nucleotide messenger RNA. It is a transcript of the gene vtd, whose product is annotated as double-strand-break repair protein rad21 homolog. Gene Ontology annotation, biological process: mitotic sister chromatid cohesion; synaptonemal complex assembly; replication-born double-strand break repair via sister chromatid exchange. Bases 189 to 3011 code for a protein of 940 amino acids. Lineage: Eukaryota; Metazoa; Arthropoda; Insecta; Lepidoptera; Pyralidae. Gene Ontology annotation, molecular function: chromatin binding; protein binding. The transcript has 21 exons. The record is from RefSeq and is a predicted model, not a curated record. Gene Ontology annotation, cellular component: cohesin complex; synaptonemal complex.